AUGCUUGACGAACGGCUUCAUAUUCGGCAAUCAAUUGCCGUGAUUUUGAAAGUUUUAUAUUCGUUCCCAGAGGCUAUUGUAACCAUGUCUACAAGAAGUGAUGUCCGUGAUAUCUUGGAAUUAGAUGGCGAUCCCUACCAUCAACCUGUCACCAGGAAAACUUUAAUGGAUGAUAAAAAAUAUAAAAAUAAAAAAUCCGACCCAACUUUUAAACGACCUGAGGGAAUGCACAGAGAACUAUGGGGUCUUCUUUGGACAGACAACAAAUACAUGAAGGAUUCUCCACCCAUUUUACCAACGGAUAUUAAUCAAGGAUACAAGCAAUUAAAGGCUAAACUUGGCAGCCAGAAAGUUCGUCCAUGGAAAUGGAUGCCUUUUACAAAUCCAGCUCGAAAGGAUGGAACUAUUUUCUUGCAUUGGAGGCGAGUAGCAGAUGAAGCAAAAGAUUACCCAUUUGCUAGAUUUAACAAGACUGUUGAUGUUCCUACCUACUCUGACCUUGAGUAUCAACAGCAUCUUCAUGAGGACAACUGGACACGGCAUGAAACUGACCACUUAUUUGAUCUGUGUCGGCGCUUUGACCUUAGGUUUAUCCUCAUUCACGACCGAUGGGACCGAGAAAAGUAUCCCAAUAGAAGUGUGGAAGAUUUGAAGGAACGAUAUUACAACAUCUGCAAUACUCUGGUUAAAGUUCGAGCUACACAAGGACAAGAACCUAAAAUUUGGGUAUUUGAUGCAAAUCAUGAAAGAAAGAGGAAACUUCAGUUGAUUCAACUCUUUAACCGUACACCAAAACAAGUUGAGGAAGAGGAGCAUUUAAUAGCAGAACUGAAGAAGAUUGAAUUACGUAAAAAAGAACGUGAAAAGAAGACACAAGACUUGCAGAAGUUGAUUACAGCUGCUGACAGUAACAUUGAUAAUCGACGUGUUGAAAGGAAAACAACCAAAAAGAAAGUUUACCAACAACAGAAACUGAAGGAAGGAGGGGUUUGUAGUGUAACUCCUGAGACUGGAGGCAUUAAAUUCCCAGAUUACAAACAAUCAGGUGUUUCACUACGCAGCCAGAGGAUGAAGUUACCAGCUUCUAUUGGACAGAAGAAAACCAAAGCUAUAGAGCAAGUCUUGGAGGAAUUGUCAAUAGAGUACAAUCCAAUGGCAACUGAAGAGAUUGUUCAACACUUCAAUGAAUUACGGCAAGACAUUGUCCUCUUGUAUGAACUGAAACUGGCAUUGGCUAGUUGUGAAUAUGACCUGCAGACUCUUCGUCAUCAGUAUGAGACUUUGUCUCCUUCUGGCAAGCGGAAACGGAAAGCUGCCGUGGAACAGUCAAAUGUAUUGAAGAAGAUAAAGCAGAAAGUUUGA
This is a messenger RNA of Acanthosepion pharaonis, 1362 nucleotides long. Lineage: Eukaryota; Metazoa; Mollusca; Cephalopoda; Sepiida; Sepiidae. The record is from the annotation of a GenBank genome assembly.